This is a messenger RNA of Jaculus jaculus (lesser Egyptian jerboa), 6923 nucleotides long. It is a transcript of the gene Trpc5, whose product is annotated as transient receptor potential cation channel subfamily C member 5. The record is from RefSeq and is a predicted model, not a curated record. Gene Ontology annotation, biological process: regulation of cytosolic calcium ion concentration; manganese ion transport; calcium ion transmembrane transport. The coding region runs from base 1042 to 3966 and encodes 974 amino acids. Gene Ontology annotation, molecular function: protein binding; store-operated calcium channel activity; inositol 1,4,5 trisphosphate binding. The transcript has 11 exons. Lineage: Eukaryota; Metazoa; Chordata; Mammalia; Rodentia; Dipodidae. Gene Ontology annotation, cellular component: cation channel complex; membrane.
GUGAGAGGUGCUUUCUCCAACCACUGCUCACCCACUGCCUCUCCCCCAAUCUCUCUCUUUCUCUUCCUCUCUCUCUCUCUCUCUCUCUCUCUCUCUCUCUCUCUCUCUCUCUCUCUCUCACACACACACACACACACACAGACACACACACACACACCACACACCACACACACACACACCACAACCGAGACGGGUUCUUCGCAGCUCUGUCACCCCCAAAGGGAGGGAGAAAGAGACAAGCAGCAGAGGAAAGCCUGGAGCAGAAGGGAAAAGAAGAAGAACCCAGGGUUGGACAUUUUUGGUCUAGGGGUGGGGAGGAGAAGGGGAGCGCGCCUCCUGGAUUUUCCCCUCCCCACCCCUCUUUGCUUUUCUCUUCCCUUAGCUGUAUAGCAUUUUCCAGAGAGCAGCACCAGAAGGGGGACAGAAACCUUUAGUGUAGAAAAGGGAUUUGGAAGGGUGGCCAGGGUUCCCGCCAGCCUCGACCUAGCAGCUGGAGCUUGAGGGUGUGUGUAAGAGUGUGAAUGCUGUUCCCUCCCCGUUCUCGUUUUUACACCACCGGGUCAGCUAUCCCUGUGAAUUUCCCGGUGUCCGUUUCGUCCCUUGCUCUUAGUGUGUGUGGCUGGCUUCGUGAAGGGAGUGCAUGUACUUGAAAGGGCUCAGGUUGGGUCAGGGAGCCGGGAGAUAAGAGUAAGAGCAGGGCAGGGGCACGCUUAGAGCAAAGAGUUGGGGCACGGGCAAAGGCGGAAGGUGAGGAGGUCCAAUCAGUCACAAGGAAGUUUGGAAAUCACUGAAGAGCAAAGACAGAGCCCUGGUAGGAGCCAGUCCUUGCACCCCUUUCUGCACCUUCCCCCUUUCCUCUGUGCUCCACUGCUCAUCCACUAGACAGCUUUCAGGCCCUGGACUGUCCCAGGCGGUUGCUGUUUGCGCACCGCGGACCAGUAAGGCUGGACCACGCGCCCAGGACCACAAACGCCAGAAAACAUAAAUCUGAAAAAAAAAACACACAAAACUCGGACGUGGCUUUCUAAAUUGCUAUGAGCCAUGGCCCAGCUGUACUACAAGAAGGUCAAUUACUCGCCAUACCGAGACCGCAUCCCCCUGCAAAUUGUGAGGGCUGAGACGGAGCUGUCUGCAGAAGAGAAGGCCUUCCUCAAUGCUGUGGAGAAGGGGGACUAUGCCACUGUGAAGCAGGCCCUGCAGGAGGCCGAGAUUUACUAUAAUGUCAACAUCAAUUGCAUGGACCCACUGGGCCGCAGUGCCCUGCUUAUCGCCAUUGAGAAUGAGAAUUUGGAGAUCAUGGAGUUGUUGCUGAACCACAGCGUGUAUGUGGGUGAUGCAUUACUCUAUGCCAUCCGCAAAGAAGUGGUAGGCGCUGUGGAGCUCCUGCUCAGCUACAGAAAGCCCAGUGGAGAGAAGCAGGUUCCUACUCUGAUGAUGGAUACACAGUUCUCUGAGUUCACACCAGACAUCACUCCCAUUAUGCUCGCUGCCCACACCAACAACUAUGAAAUCAUCAAAUUGCUUGUCCAAAAGCGAGUUACUAUUCCACGACCCCACCAGAUCCGCUGCAACUGUGUGGAGUGUGUAUCAAGUUCAGAGGUAGACAGCCUGCGUCACUCCCGCUCCCGACUCAACAUCUAUAAGGCUCUGGCAAGCCCCUCACUCAUUGCCUUAUCAAGUGAAGACCCCAUCCUCACUGCCUUCCGGCUAGGUUGGGAGCUCAAGGAGCUAAGCAAAGUGGAGAAUGAAUUCAAAGCUGAAUAUGAAGAGCUCUCCCAGCAAUGCAAGCUCUUUGCCAAGGACCUGCUGGACCAAGCUCGGAGCUCCCGAGAAUUGGAGAUCAUCCUCAACCAUCGAGAUGACCACAGUGAAGAGCUUGACCCCCAAAAGUACCAUGACCUGGCCAAGCUGAAGGUGGCAAUCAAAUAUCACCAGAAAGAGUUUGUCGCUCAGCCCAACUGCCAACAGUUGCUUGCCACCCUGUGGUAUGAUGGCUUUCCUGGAUGGCGGCGGAAACACUGGGUAGUCAAGCUUUUGACCUGCAUGACCAUUGGAUUCCUGUUUCCUAUGCUAUCUAUAGCCUAUCUGAUCUCACCUAGAAGCAACCUCGGGCUAUUCAUCAAGAAACCCUUUAUCAAGUUCAUCUGCCACACAGCCUCCUAUUUGACCUUUCUUUUCAUGCUUCUCCUGGCUUCCCAGCACAUCGUCAGAACAGACCUCCAUGUUCAAGGACCUCCCCCAACUGUUGUGGAAUGGAUGAUAUUGCCUUGGGUUCUAGGUUUCAUUUGGGGGGAGAUUAAGGAGAUGUGGGAUGGUGGAUUCACUGAAUACAUCCAUGACUGGUGGAACUUGAUGGACUUUGCAAUGAACUCUCUCUACCUGGCAACUAUUUCCUUGAAGAUUGUGGCCUAUGUCAAGUAUAAUGGUUCUCGUCCAAGGGAAGAAUGGGAAAUGUGGCACCCAACUCUGAUUGCAGAGGCACUCUUCGCAAUAUCCAACAUUUUAAGUUCCUUGCGACUCAUAUCCCUGUUCACAGCCAACUCCCACUUAGGGCCUCUGCAGAUCUCCUUGGGACGUAUGCUGCUUGAUAUCCUCAAAUUUCUCUUUAUCUACUGCCUGGUACUGCUGGCUUUUGCCAAUGGACUGAACCAGCUUUACUUUUACUAUGAGACCAGAGCUAUCGAUGAGCCUAACAACUGCAAGGGGAUCCGCUGUGAAAAACAGAACAAUGCCUUCUCCACGCUCUUUGAAACACUUCAGUCACUCUUCUGGUCAGUAUUUGGCCUUUUGAAUCUUUAUGUGACCAAUGUGAAAGCCAGACAUGAGUUCACCGAGUUUGUGGGAGCUACCAUGUUUGGGACAUACAAUGUCAUCUCCUUGGUGGUGCUGCUCAACAUGCUCAUCGCCAUGAUGAACAACUCCUAUCAGCUUAUCGCUGAUCAUGCUGAUAUUGAGUGGAAGUUUGCAAGAACAAAGCUCUGGAUGAGUUACUUUGAUGAAGGUGGUACCUUGCCACCUCCUUUCAACAUUAUCCCCAGCCCCAAAUCGUUUCUCUACCUUGGUAACUGGUUCAACAAUACCUUCUGCCCCAAAAGAGACCCUGAUGGUAGACGAAGGAGGCACAACUUGAGGAGCUUUACAGAACGUAAUGCUGAUAGCCUCAUACAAAAUCAACAUUACCAGGAAGUUAUCAGGAAUUUAGUCAAAAGAUAUGUGGCUGCUAUGAUAAGAAAUUCCAAAACAAAUGAGGGGCUAACAGAAGAAAAUUUCAAGGAAUUAAAGCAGGACAUCUCCAGCUUUCGAUAUGAAGUACUUGACCUCUUAGGAAAUAGAAAGCACCCAAGGAGAAGCUUUUCAACUAGCAGCACUGAACUCCCUCAGAGGGAUGAUCCCAAUGAUGGUAGUGGUGGGGCUCGGGCCAAAUCCAAGAGUGUUUCUUUCAGUUUAGGCUGCAAGAAAAAGGCCUGCCAUGGGCCACCUCUCGUCAGAACCAUGCCAAGAACCACUGGUACCCAAGGGAAGUCAAAAGCUGAGUCAUCAAGCAAACGUUCCUUCAUGGGUCCGUCUCUCAAGAAACUGGGUCUCCUUUUCUCCAAAUUUAAUGGUCAUAUGUCUGAACCCAGUGCAGAGCCCAUGUACACAAUUUCUGAUGGAAUCAUUCAGCAGCAUUAUAUGUGGCAGGACAUCAGAUAUUCACAGAUGGAGAAAGGGAAAGCAGAGGCCUGUUCUCAAAGUGAAAUCGACCUCAGUGAGGUAGAAUUAGGUGAAGUCCGAGGCGCUGCUCAGAGCAGUGAAUGCCCUCUAGCCUGUUCCAGCUCUCUUCACUGUGCAUCCAGCAUCUGCUCCUCCAAUUCUAAACUGUUAGACUCCUCGGAGGAUGUAUUUGAAACUUGGGGAGAGGCUUGCGACUUGCUCAUGCACAAAUGGGGUGAUGGACAGGAAGAACAAGUUACAACUCGGCUCUAAGUCAAAUCCCCAUCAUCUAGUCUGGAAUUCAAGAGAAAAUUUGUAAUUUCCUUGUUCUCAGUGGUGACACAGGAUAUGAUUCCUUCACUGCCCCCCAAUGUCUUUUAUAGCUACAUUGUCCAUAUUUUGUUUUAUUAUUCUUAUGAUUUGCCUUUUUAUACAGAUACACACUAAAUCCAUCUCACUACCAACUGAAGGGGUAUUUCCCCUAAUCAGCAGAGGUGCAGUCGGGUGCUUACCCCUUUGCUUUGCUGUUCUUUUCUAACCCUUGCUUCCUUGAAGCUCCAGGUGCCACUUUGCUACUGUAGCUGCAGCACAGAUUCCUGAGUUUCCUCAGGAUCUCACGCUAUCUCCUCACAGGGUUGAGAGAUGUGGUGAGCAUUUCCCACCAGCUGUCAGAUAAGGCAAACUAACCUGCCUAUCUUUGUUGCCCUGCAGUGCUAUACUCUGCCCAUGCUGGUUCAAUGAACAGCACCAAAGGGAGACUAAACAGACUCCAAAGAACUAUCAGCUUGUGGUAUUCUAGGUAGAAAGGAUGUUUUUGCUUUGUUUUGAAACACGACUUCUAAUUGUGGGGGCUGUUGAGUUCUUAUUUCUUAAAAGAUAUGUCAGUUUCUUAAUCUGUGCCAAUGAUAUAUUUAUCCUAUAGUAUAUGUCAUAUCUAAUAAGUUAGGUGACUUCCUUUCCUGUGUUUGUGUAUUUCAGUUAAUUUACUAUAUUUUUUAAAUUUUGAGAGUAUUGAAAUUAGUAUUUAGGAUGUGUACUGUUUAUGUUUUAAAAAAAAAUUCUACGCUACUAUAACCAAUAGUUACUACAUCUCAUGCAUUGGCAAGAAAAAAAAAACAAUUAUCUGGUUAUUUAUAGGGUCCUGCCUACUGUUGAUAGUUUUAAUCAUCAUUGCUAUCAAGGAAUUUCUAAGACAAAAGCCUGGACUUAAAAUCUUUUUUUAAUUAGGUAAAAGACAUUUUCCUGAGGUGUGGGAACAUGAAAAAGAGCAUCAACAAUUUAAUCAAUUGAUUUCUGGAUCAAAACAAUGUUAAGACUAGAUAACCAAGUUGAAGUUAUAGUAUAAAUAUUCAUUGGGGACAGUGGAACUGCAUGUGCACCUUUGUUAGAUAUAUAACUUAAUAACCCUAAUGGGAUUCAUGACACUAUACAUGCGAUCUAAAUUCUACUAUCUUCAAAGAAAUCAGCAUUUACAUAUCUCAACUAUUUCCAACAGAUUGAGAAUAAUUAAUCAAAAUACAAAGGUUCAAAUUAAAAAUGAGUUAGAAUGCAUAUGGUAAUCAUUUUAGACCUGAUAACAACCUGCUGAGCAAGGGUGCUUUUUUAAAAUCAACAUUAACAAAAUUUUCCUCAAUAUAGAGUCUAACAUUACCUGAAACAGCCAUAUGCUUGCUCUUGGCGAUUAAAGGUAUGCCAGAAAAGUAUAAGAAAAUGAGUUGGGCAUCAUCUGUUUUUAUGUCAAGAGAAACAAGAAUCUAUAAAUUCUUAUGUGAAAUUUCUGGUGCAAGUGAAAUGAGGAAUUUUUAAACAAUGCAGGUGUGCCUUGAUACUUGCUAUCAACAGUGUAGUCUGCUACUUGAACUGAUUCCCAUCUCUAUUCUUUCCUUAGCAUUAGUGAAUCAUGGCCAAAGUGUGUUCUGUAGAAAAGGGAUAAUUUGGGGUAAGGGGUAAAGGCAGCAGGAUGAGGUAUUGAAGAAUAUAACUGCCAUCAAUAAGCUGUGUCAUGACCCAUGUGGCAAAGUUUUGUCCCAUAAUAAUAUUUGGUAUCAUGUGAAGUUUUCAUUUAUUCAAAUCUCAUUUCUUCCUACUUCACUGAGACUAUCAUUAGCAAUUGUAACACUAGAUAUGGUUUCUAGAGAGCUUCUAUAGUUAGAUUCAAUUUUUCUAAUUGUCAAAUCCACUCAGAAUAAUAAAUGAACUUGAGCUACACUCCAAGAUCACACUGAUGGCACAACAUAGCCAAUAUGUAACUUUUUUCAAAACAAAAACAUAUUUUUCUCUAGGUAUAAUUGCAUUAACAGCUGCUUUAUUAGUUUGUCAGAAAACAAGGGUAGCCAGGCAUGGAAACAUGAUCCAAUACUCCAGACUUUUGUCAGUUUUGUUCUAGAGAGAAGUAUAUAUCAUAAUGCCCAUACUAGAGACUCAUGCCAGAUUUCUUAGGAGUAUAUUCUUUUGCAGAUCUCCUCAGGGUUAUCAUCCUUGUGAAUUAGGCUUAAGACUCCACUGGCUAUGUUGACACCUUGUUUAGGUUGGGAAUUGAGGCUAAUUAGCUAUUAUCCUAACUUACACAUUGGCAAUAUCACCAUUUUUCAACUCCAAGCUAAUAGUAAAUAGGGAGGGGAAAGACGUGUGUGUUCACUUUUCUACCUUAUCAAUGAGAGACUGUUUAAAAACAUAUCAAGGCCAAGGAGGGGUGUUCAGAGUUACAGCUCUUACCUAAUACGCAGGCCUCAGAUCUAUCCCCAGUAUCAUUUGAAAAAAAUGGCAUUUCCAACCAAAAUUCUUAAGAAUGUCCUCUGACCACAGAGCAAGUAUAAAGCAAGUUGAAGUAACUUUAUGAACGAAAAAAGAAUCAUGGAAAGUAUCAACUGGAUUCCCACCUCACUCAUAUUUUACAAACAGAAAGAGGGUGUGGAGAGAUGAGAAUAUGAAAUAUACAGGUCACAGUGCUGAUCAAUAAACCCAAAUCUUCUAGAACUUAGAGAUAUUCUAAGUGUGUGUGUGUGUGUGUGUGUGUGUGUGUGAAAGAGAGAGAAAAUAAAACAUCCACCACAGAAAUAAAACAUUUUUCCAUGUGCCUAAAUUUGGUGAACUCCAAAUACUUCCCACUGACAUUUAAAUGUAAAUUAAAACUGUACUGCAGGGCUAGAGAGGUUGCUUAGUGAUUAAGGUACUUGCCUGCAAAACCUAAGGACUCAGGUUAGACUCUCCAGGUCCCACAUAAGUCAGAU